CGUGUGUUCCACUCUCUCGAGCUGCGAGCUUUCACAACUGCGACAUUGGGUCAACAUGGCGGGCACCGUGGCGAACAAGUGUCUCAGUCCUCUGGCUUUCCUCACCAGGAGGCUCUCCGCUCCCGAGUUCAUCACUCAGUGUUGCUACCACAAGAAGGUGGUGGAUCAUUAUGAGAACCCCAGAAAUGUGGGCUCGCUGGACAAAAACUCCAAGAAUGUUGGAACUGGUUUGGUGGGUGCCCCGGCAUGUGGGGAUGUAAUGAAGCUUCAGAUUGAGGUGGAUGACCAGGGGAAGAUCGUAAAUGCCAGGUUCAAAACUUUUGGCUGUGGUUCUGCCAUCGCCUCAAGCUCUCUGGCCACCGAGUGGGUGAAAGGCAAAUCUGUGGACGAAGCUUUGAAGAUAAAGAACACCGACAUCGCUAAGGAGCUCAGUCUUCCUCCUGUUAAGCUUCACUGCUCCAUGCUUGCCGAAGAUGCCAUCAAGGCAGCCCUUGCUGACUAUCGUCUCAAGCAACAAGAUGACCAGCAGGAGGCAGUCAGGGCCAGCAAUUAAAUGGAGCGCUCACGCUUUGUGCUGGGCCCGGUUUGGCUCGCUGCUGCCAAGAAGAGAAAUAGUCCAGCGUCAACACCUCACUUUCCUGCAGCAAUGAUGACGAAUCCACCAUCUUUCAACCCUGUGUAGCAGUGUUACACCAGGCUGUUUGUAUUAGUCUGCGAUCCUCUAACCAUAUAUACUGUAUCUUUUAGCCUGUCACGUAAACGCACAAUAUAAGCACUGUUUUGGGUUGUUGGUACAGAGAUGAGCCUUAUUUUGGAAAUUGCUUUGUGCAGGUGGAGUGUUUUUUAUUUUGAAAGGUGUGAUGGAGGUAUGGAUGAAAGCUAAAAGCUGUUUAUACCGUCUGCACUCUAAACGCACUGACCUGUUGAGAUUAAGCAAAGUGGCUUGAACCAAAAAAAGGGGGUCCAGUAGUUUUAAAUGUAACUUAUGCUUCUUUAAAAGUCUGUAAUAAAAUUAUCCCUAAUCGUA
Messenger RNA from Oreochromis niloticus (Nile tilapia), 1027 nucleotides. Its product is annotated as iron-sulfur cluster assembly scaffold protein IscU. Lineage: Eukaryota; Metazoa; Chordata; Actinopteri; Cichliformes; Cichlidae. The transcript has 5 exons. Gene Ontology annotation, biological process: iron-sulfur cluster assembly. The record is from RefSeq and is a predicted model, not a curated record. The coding region runs from base 56 to 553 and encodes 165 amino acids. Gene Ontology annotation, molecular function: iron ion binding; iron-sulfur cluster binding.